AUCCCCCAUAACUCACCCUCCACGAUGUCAUUCCUCGAGAAAUUCAAGUCAGGCGCGAAGAAAGCGAGCAUACAGGCCACCGCAUUCGCGCAGAACAGUGGUCAGAAGCUUGCUAGUGGUUCGCGAGAGCUUGCGCAGGGGUUCAGCCUUCCCGGCGAAGCAGAGAAGGCAGCCAAGAUCUUGGACAGCUUUCUAGCCGACCCCGAAAGACCCGAGUCGGCACUCAAUUCUAUACCCAAGGCCGUUCUCCAGCAAGCCCGAGGCCUCGCCAUCUUCCAGGUCCUCAAGGCCGGCUUCGUUUUCUCCGGCAAGGCGGGCUCGGGGAUCGUCAUCGCGCGACUGCCUGACGGCUCGUGGUCUGCUCCCUCAUGCAUCGCGACAGGUGGCCUUGGCUGGGGCCUCCAGAUCGGUGCUGACCUCACCGACUUCGUGAUUGUGCUCCGCAACGAGGAGGCCGUGCGCGCGCUAUCGCAAGGCGGGAACGUGACUAUCGGUGGGAACGUCAGCGCCGCGGCUGGACCCAUUGGCACCGGUGGAAGCAUCGAGUCGGCGAUCGCCUCUACGCCGACACCCAUGUUCUCGUAUUCGAAAUCGAAAGGUCUCUUUGCUGGGCUAUCGCUCGAGGGGACUGUGCUUAUCGAGCGCAAAGAUGCGAACCGCGACUUCUACGGCUCCGCUGUCCCUGCACGUGAUAUUCUGGGCGGACGUGUGCCCCCACCGGAGGUGGCGUCCAGGCUGUACGAAAUCAUCGAAGCGGCGGAAGGACUAGACGAGUCGGGCUUGCCGCAGGAAGCAUACGUCCCCAACGCGGAGGGCGGCCAUGACCAUCUUGUUUUCGACGCCAACGGUCAUUAGACGGCCGUUGAUCAAUGCUAUUCUGGUUUCUUUAGGAUAUGUACUAAUGUCGAUGUGGAACACGGGAAUACAAGCCAUACAUUUGACGAGUCGCCGGCGGAGCCUAUGAAUUACAUCGUAGUACAACGAACCAGACAAGCGUACUUUCCAUGUAACUACCUAACCCCGCUUCUGUCCUCUCCAAGCUGCAGAACCACCGAUCCCGAUACCGAAGCUGCCAAAUGCACCGCUAGCCGGGCCAGCGCUGGCUGGUGCUGAGGACUGUUCGAUGGGAGUGUACGGUGCACCGUUGGCUCCGACAGAUUCGGUCCGUCCAUGGGCACUCAACCGUCCCGGAACGCCACCGGGCGUGAAGGACGAGCGAUAAGAGGUCUGAGGCAUCGACUGAAUGGACAAGAAUUUGUUUGGCAAAGGGCGAUCGUCAGUGUUGUACUGGAGGAUUGAUCAGUGCUGAAAACAAGGCGGUGACUCUGCAAUGCACCUGGAACUCCAAUCCAAUUCCAUCCGCCUCUGAGACGUCCAAUAGUUUCACCAGUUUGCGCCCGAUGCUGUUCAGCCUCUCGACGUCGUCCUUGAUCCGUGUCCAAACCUGGAUGCGGUCGACCUUGCUCCGUAGACUCACGACAGCGCCGCAGAUAAGGUCUUGUCCCUCCUCGAGUUCUUCACCAACCAAAGCCAUCGCCAGCCAGUUCCAACACCGGUCCAACAACGCCGCAUUAUUCUUCAUCGUCAGCACCCAUUUGCCUCCGUUCGCAUUCGCCUCGUCUUCCCACAUGGGCUUGAUGCCCGACUUGAACAGGUGGUAGUUCGAGUUGCGCUCGAGUUGCGAGGGGGGCUUGAGCCAGUUGAAGUACCGACAGAAUUCCUCGACGGUCGAGAAUUCACCCACAACGGUCAAACCGGCCUCGUACUCGCCCGUCUCCGCAGCGUGCACGGGGAAGGCUUCCUGCGAGGCCGACGGUGGCCCGGAGGAGGGCGCGUUGGGUCCAGAGCCCGUCGUCGGUGCAGGGGUAAACGGCAUCUUCGCUUUCGUAUCGUGGAAGAUCGUCCUGGUACACAAUAAGCACGAAUCCGGAACAUGCAUGCGCCCCCGCUGCUCACCACGGAUACAUGAGCGGGUGCUCUGGCGCCUUCAUCACAAAGCCAGGCGUCUUGGGAUCCUCAAUCAUCUCCGGCUCAGGCGGCUUGGCUGUCCCAUCGAUGCUGAGGGCCCGCGUCUUCUGUAACCUCGCCGUGAUCGCAUCCAGACUAGGAAUGUUCUUGUACCCCACAGGCACCUUUUCCUUCUUCUGGAUUUCCGGAAGCGGAGCGACGGUUUCUUCGUUGAGCUUUUCAAGCUUUUCGGACGUCAGAUUGGGGUCGCCGCCAGCAGCGGACACGGGGGUAGACAAGUCGAAAGUCGCAUCGCUAGCGGCCGACGGCGACACAGAGCGCGUGGAGGGUGCGUUGACGGCGACCGAGUCAUUUGUGGAUGCGACCGUAGACAAUGAUGCGGUGGAAACGUUGGUGCUCGAGUUGGUGCGUAAGGCGAACGCGGAUAGCCGAGGGCGCGAUGAGGCGCCGACGGCCGCAGGGGGGCUCGGAGCUCCAUUCGCGUUGAGGUUGAUGCGUGCCGCAAGCUGAUUGAGAGAGGGAAGACGGGUCGAUUGAGGUUUCUCGGUCGACAUUAUUGUGAUGGUUCUGGUCAAGGGUACGC
This is a messenger RNA of Mycena citricolor, 2551 nucleotides long. The record is from the annotation of a GenBank genome assembly. Lineage: Eukaryota; Fungi; Basidiomycota; Agaricomycetes; Agaricales; Mycenaceae.